GACUCUUGCUAGCAUACCUAGCUGAAGGUAACCGUGAAGCGACGGAUAUUGACAUCCUCUCUCUAUCUCUCCCAAUUACAAUAAUCAAAACGGUGUGCUAAUAUACAAUAUCAUCAAAAUUACAUCAUCUCAUCUCUUUGGGUACGUAUUAUAUGUAUGUAUAAUUAAACAAGUAAAUCAAUGAAUGAUAUUUUAAAACUUAUUACGGUCUCCACUUGUGUUGAAAAUUUGGAAUGUUGAUUACAAAAGUGUGUAACUUGCUAUUCAUAUUCUAAAUGUUAUGCUAUAGAGUUAGUCAAAUGUCAUUUAAACAUAAAUGUUAAAUGUGUGGUGUGAAAUUACAUUGUAUAUUCCAUGAAGCUCCUCACAUGACUUCUAUUCCUCUUAUGCCACGUUCCAUAUAUAUGAGUUUCUUUCCCUACUAGACUUUUGUAGUUCUUUUCUUUUGGUCUUUUUUCUUUUUCUAAUUUUUUUUUUAUUAUGCUUUUACUUCUUCGAACCCUAAAACAAGUAAUACAAUUUCUUUUAAGUUGGACCGAGAUUUGAUGCAAUUAUUGCAUGAUUAAAAUUGAACAAUUUCUAUUUUAAACUUGAUAAUUUUAUUUUAAAAAAAAAUAUAAAAUUUGUUUGGAAUCUAACACGUCUGAUCAAGAUCAAACGAUCGCGCAGUUUGUGACGGCCGCAGAUCCAUUUUUCGCAUGCUUGUGUUUAAGAAGAGGCCAACCUAAUCAUAGUUGUGGUGCAAGUGUAGUACAAACGCGGCAAUAAACAAAUUCUUAAAAAAAGUCAAAGUUGUAGUACAAAAUAAUACAACGUACUACAAUGUAGUGGAAUAUUACUGUUGUACUAAUUCAUUCAUGUAGUAGUACUAUUUAUUUCCAUAUUAGUUAAUUAAUCAUCAUCAAAUAACUAUUGGUACUAUAUACACAUGCAAAUGAAUACUACAAAAAAAUAAUUUGUAAAUAAGUACACAUAUAUACCAUCAAUAACAGACAGAAGACAGAAGAAUAGUACAUUACAAAAUAUUACUAGCUUAGUACAAUAUUUCAUACAUGGCUUCCUCCAAAACCAAAACCCUAAAGUCAACGUUCCUUCUUUUAUGUCUCUUAGCCUCCUUCAUCUAUCCAAUCAAUUCCCAUGGAGGAGGACAUGAUGAUUCUGACACCGACCAUGACUCUUCCGAUUCCGAUUCCGACAACAUAAACUUACGUUCAAAGAGUUUAAUCCUUGUUAAAAUAUGGUGUUUAAUCAUCUUAUUUGUAUCCACUUUCAUAGGUGGUGUGUCUCCUUAUUAUUUCCGAUGGAAUGAAGUUUUUCUUCUCUUAGGGACACAAUUUGCUGCUGGUGUUUUUCUUGGAACAUCUAUGAUGCAUUUUUUAAGUGAUUCAAAUGAAACUUUUGGAGAUCUUACAACAAAAACUUAUCCUUUUGCUUUCAUGUUGGCAUGUUCCGGAUAUCUUUUAACGAUGUUUGGUGAUUGUGUGGUGGUUUAUGUGACAAGUAAUAGUCAAAGGGAAGCUAAAGUUGAGGAACUUGAAGGUGGAAGAACACCUCAUGAAGGAGAUGGAACUAAUGAGUUGGCUAUGGAUGAGAGUAACGUUGCAUUCAUGAAGACUACUAAUCUUGGAGAUACUAUUUUGCUUAUUCUUGCACUUUGUUUUCAUUCGGUUUUUGAAGGCAUAGCUGUUGGAGUUUCAGGUACUAAAGCGGAAGCAUGGAGGAAUUUAUGGACAAUAUCAUUACACAAAAUAUUUGCUGCAAUAGCAAUGGGAAUUGCAUUACUUAGAUUGUUACCAAAAAGACCAUUAGUAACAACAGCAGCAUAUUCAUUUGCAUUUGGUAUCUCAAGUCCAAUUGGUGUUGGAAUUGGAAUUGCAAUUGAUGCAACAACAGAAGGAAAAACAGCAGAUUGGAUGUAUGCAAUAUCAAUGGGAAUUGCUUGUGGUGUUUUUGUCUAUGUUGCUAUCAAUCAUUUAAUGUCUAAAGGCUUCAAACCUCAAAGGAAGAGCAAUUUUGACACUCCUUGGUUUAAGUUUCUUGCUGUUGUUUUUGGUGUUGCUGUUAUUGCAGUUGUCAUGAUUUGGGAUUAAUGAUUAUAUUAUCAUUAUCUUUAUGUUUUUCUAUGAUUGAUCAUAUUGUUUGAUUUUCUAUAUACAAUAUUGUAUGUGUGUGUAUAUUUGACAAUGUUUGGAACUUUCUUUAAUUUUUCUUUAUGGAACUAUAUGGAAGCCAAUGUGUUUGGAAUUUCUUUGUAUAAUAAAUCCCUCAAAUUUCAUGUUAUA
Messenger RNA from Trifolium pratense (red clover), 2282 nucleotides. Its product is annotated as zinc transporter 11-like. Gene Ontology annotation, cellular component: membrane. The record is from RefSeq and is a predicted model, not a curated record. The coding region runs from base 1053 to 2090 and encodes 345 amino acids. Gene Ontology annotation, molecular function: zinc ion transmembrane transporter activity. Lineage: Eukaryota; Viridiplantae; Streptophyta; Magnoliopsida; Fabales; Fabaceae. The transcript has 2 exons. Gene Ontology annotation, biological process: zinc ion transmembrane transport.